This is a messenger RNA of Oncorhynchus gorbuscha (pink salmon), 1103 nucleotides long. RefSeq names its product hepatocyte growth factor-like. The transcript has 4 exons. The record is from RefSeq and is a predicted model, not a curated record. Bases 437 to 886 code for a protein of 149 amino acids. NCBI's taxonomy places the organism in Eukaryota, Metazoa, Chordata, Actinopteri, Salmoniformes, Salmonidae.
CGUCCUAACCAGCUGUAUUCAAAUGUGCCAAAUGAAGCCAAAAUGCAUAAACUUCUACAUAUUAGCUCUCAGUCUAUUACAAGGGAAAUUACAUGUAUCCGGUUUGGCAUCACCCCCAGCUGCUUAAAAUAAACAAGUUGACAAACGUACUUUACGUGAGGCUGUGGAAACUGGCUGAAGAAGGGACGAGAGUGCGGUUAAAGUGCUGGUUAAUUGCCGCGCAGCUGGGGGAGGGGAACCGGUUUGAUAAAGCGGACUGGGGGGGUUGAACCAGGGACGGCUUCUUUCCAGUAAAGGGGGGCAUCGCUGACUGCACUGUGGGCUCUUCCUGUUAAUCCCAGAUCGGACCAUAUAAACAGGUAUAACGCGGAGAGGACGGUCAAUCAAUCCACGCCGCAAACCUUGGAUUAGGAUAAUACACUCUACUCCAUCAAAAAUGAAGGCAGAUAUCAUCUGGAUUUACAAACUUUUCGUGUGUGUUGUGCUCGCUGUGAAUUCAGAGUGCAGGAAGCAGUUGUUACAGCAGUACCAGAAGAGUGAGGACACCAGGCUGCUGUGUCCAGAUUGCCCCCAGCCCUCCAUGGUCAAGAACAGCCGCUCGCUGGAGCACUGUGCUCGCAAGUGCAGCAAGAACAAGAAAACCUUCACCUGCAGGGCAUUCUACUUUGACCAUCAAAACAGGAAAUGCCACUUGCUUCCCUUUGACCGCUUCAUGGACAGUGCUCACAGGGAACACAGGGUGAACUUUGACCUUUAUGAGAAAAAAGAUUAUGUGAGGGAGUGUAUCAUCGGUUCCGGGGUGAACUACAAAGGCAGGAGGGCGGUAACCAAGGCCAAGAUUCCCUGUCAGUCAUGGACUGAAUCCUUCCCUCACGAACACACGUAAUUUUAUCUAUUUUACCGAAUUUUUAAAUGUUAUUUUUCUGUGGGAUAUGCAGAUUUGUCAGUCUGUGGUAUUUCUAAGGCUUUGUUAGUGUUGGGCCUUGUAGGCUAAAGUGGGAUUGUUGGGUGACAUACUCCGAUGGUUAAUGAGUUGAGCUCCUUCCGUGUAAAACUCUUUGAGACAGAAUGUCUCACACACACAUACACACCUAACACACACC